AUGGCAUGGGAUGCGAGGGGAAACUUGCGACCAGGUCUUGGAGAUGACCUGGACUGGCUGGAGGACUCCGGAGGGACACCUGGCGCAGACUGGUUCCCAAUGGAGGAGGAUGCGGAGGAGGAUGAAGAGGAAGAUCAUGAGGAGGUCCUUCGGGAGCGCAUGCCCAUUGAGCUGGAGCCAGAUCACAAGGGCACUGAGAUCCGCCUAGAGGGCAUCAAGACCAUGCAAGGCUGCGCCACGCUGCAAGUGGAACUGCUUCACUUGCAGCUGGCUUGCUUUGACUGUCGGUCAGCUGCCAAGGUCUACCUGUCCGGAGCUGAUGAAGAUGCUGCUGAUGCCAAGCUUUGGUGUGAUGGCUGCUCCGGGCUGAUCUCAGCCAGAUUGCGGCCAACACUGCUGCACCCGUCCAGCUCGCGGCUUUGCUACGUCGACUGCGUCCGCUGCCGGGUCGUCGAUGUACUGCCAUCAGUGCUGAUGAGUGUUUGUGAUUCUCGGUAUGCCUUUCGCGCGGAGUCCAUCCGCAUAGAAGAAAUCACACCUUGUGAUCCUGGCGGCAAAUCGACUGGCAGCAAGAAGUCCGCGGAGGGCGACCCCAUGGACGAGCUGGCAGAGGAGUUGAGGUAUCUCCGCAAGAAGGCGAAGUCUGACCCGAGACAGCAGCUGAUCAAGCUUGGCAGUCCUCUUCCGCAGAUGGGUGCGUGCCGGCACUUCAAGAAAUCCUACAAGUGGUAUCGCUUUGCCUGCUGUGGGCGUGCCUUCCCCUGUCCGCAGUGCCACGCGGACUCGGGCUGUCCCGCGGCCGGGCUGGGCGCGCAAGCCAGUCGCAUGAUCUGCGGUAAAUGCUCGAUGGAGCAGAGCUAUUCGCCUGCCCGGCCUUGCGAGAAGUGCGGCUUUGCAAUGAUAGCCAAGGGCAGCGCCCACUGGGAUGAUGGAGGUGGCACUCGCAGCAUCACUGCAAUGUCCACAAAAGACUCCAAGAAGUUCAAAGGUGGACUGCGUCAGGCGAAUUCAAAGACCAAGACGUCCUCUUCCAAGGCAGAAAGGGUCGGA
Molecule: messenger RNA, 1050 nt
Organism: Symbiodinium pilosum
Lineage: Eukaryota; Dinophyceae; Suessiales; Symbiodiniaceae
Source: the annotation of a GenBank genome assembly